Zalophus californianus (California sea lion) is the source of this 696-nucleotide messenger RNA. RefSeq names its product Fc fragment of IgA receptor (gene FCAR). Lineage: Eukaryota; Metazoa; Chordata; Mammalia; Carnivora; Otariidae. The record is from RefSeq and is a predicted model, not a curated record.
AUGGACCCCAGAGACACUAUCUUUCUCUGUCUCGGGGAAUUUCCUGUUCCUCUCAUAUCUGCCACACCUGGUUCUGUGAUUCCCUGGAAUGAGUCUGUGAAGAUCCUGUGUUGGGGGACUCCUGAGUCUUACUUGUACCAACAGGAAAUCCUGGGAAACUCCACAUUUGAGGUGGUGAAGAAGAAAUUGGGAUUUCAGAAGAAGGCUGAAUUCCUCACUGAACACAUGAAUCCAAACACUGCAGGGUGUUAUCAGUGCCAGUAUAGGAAACAGGACCACUCGUUGGAGCACAGUAAAGCCUUGGAGCUGGUGGUGACAGGCUUCUACAACAAACCCUUCUUCUCUGCUGACCAGGGCGUUGUGGUGAUGCUAGGGAAGAAUAUCUCCCUGCAGUGCAGUUCAGCACACAUCCCAUUUGAUAGAUUUUCACUGAUCAAGGAAGGAGGAGCCACCCUGUCACAGAACCAAAAUGGCAGACACCAAGGCAACUUCACUCUAGGUCCUGUGAACCAAAGCUUCUCGGGGAACUACAGGUGCUAUGGUUGGUACAGCGGCAGCCGUUAUGUGUGGUGCCCCCAUGAUGCCCUGGGGCUUGUGGUCACAAGUAGAUAUAAUGAAACAAGAUUACACAAUGGGGAAUUCGAUCCGAAUGGGUGUGGCAGGGCUGGUAGUGGUUCUCUCGACCAUACUGGUUGA